Messenger RNA from Sphenostylis stenocarpa, 822 nucleotides. Lineage: Eukaryota; Viridiplantae; Streptophyta; Magnoliopsida; Fabales; Fabaceae. The record is from the annotation of a GenBank genome assembly.
AUGAGUGAGGAUCAGAAAAGAACUGCCUCCAACGAUCAUGAUAGAGUGGCAAUAUCACAAGAACAACAGGCCAAGAUCACUGAGGUGAGAGGGUUGAUAGGGCAGUUAUCAGAUAAGGAAUCUGUGUACUGUUCUGAUGCCUCCAUUUCAAGGUAUUUAAGGUCAAGAAAUUGGAAUGUUAAGAAGGCAUCUCAAAUGUUGAAACAAAGCCUGAAAUGGAGAAAAGAAUACAAACCGGAAGAGAUCGGCUGGGAAGAGGUUGCAAAUGAAGCAGAGUCAGGGUCGAUGUAUAGACCAAAUUAUAAUGACAAGUACGGGAGACCAGUGAUUGUAAUGAGACCUAGUCGCAAGAACUCCAAAUCAACACAGGGACUGAUUAAGUAUUUAGUAUACUGCAUGGAGAAUGCCAUUUUUAAUCUUCCACCACACCAGGAACAGAUGACGUGGCUGGUAGAUUUCGAGGGUAAGAUGUCAGAUAUGUCGUUCAAAUUGGCACGUGAAACUGUCCAUGUAUUACAAAACUAUUAUCCAAAGCGCAUGGGUUUGGUAAUUCUGUACAAUGCACCUAUACUCUUCCAACCAUUCUUCAAGAUGCUAAGGCCCUUUGUGGAGACUGAAAUUUAUAAUAAAAUAAAGUUUCGGUAUUCGGACGGCCACCGCGAAAAAGAGAUUAUGGAGGAUUUGUUUGAUAUGGAUAAACUUGAAUCUGCAUUUGGUGGGAAUGGUGGCACAGGAUUUGACAUAAAUAAAUAUGCUGAGAGAAUGAAAGAGGAUGACAACAAGAUUCUGUCUUUCUGGACACAGGUCAAGCCUGUGUCAUAA